Molecule: messenger RNA, 1662 nt
Organism: Sorghum bicolor (sorghum)
Lineage: Eukaryota; Viridiplantae; Streptophyta; Magnoliopsida; Poales; Poaceae
Product: glutamine synthetase cytosolic isozyme 1-1
Exons: 10
Coding region: 219-1289 (356 amino acids)
Cellular component (GO): cytoplasm
Molecular function (GO): glutamine synthetase activity
Source: RefSeq, a predicted model, not a curated record
UGGUAUUUGUACGUAUAAAGCGUAUACGUAUACGUAUUUUAUUGGGAUCAACUCUCAAAGAGCGGAGCCGGCUGGACGCCAACUUGUUUCCCAUCCUUGUCCUUGGUCGUCGCCAAUAUAUAGCCGCCCUCAUCCCGGCGGAUCCCUUCGUCUCAAUCCCACACCACCACCUCCUCCCUCUUCUUCCUCCUUUGGGUCCUUCCCAGCCGCCGCCGGCCAUGGCCUCCCUCACCGACCUCGUCAACCUCAGCCUCUCGGACACCACCGAGAAGAUCAUCGCCGAGUACAUAUGGAUCGGUGGAUCUGGCAUGGAUCUCAGGAGCAAAGCCAGGACCCUCUCCGGCCCGGUGACCGAUCCCAGCAAGCUGCCCAAGUGGAACUACGACGGCUCCAGCACCGGCCAGGCCCCCGGCGAGGACAGUGAGGUCAUCCUGUACCCGCAGGCUAUCUUCAAGGACCCAUUCCGGAGGGGCAACAACAUCCUUGUCAUGUGCGAUUGCUACACCCCAGCUGGCGAGCCAAUUCCCACCAACAAGAGGCACAACGCCGCCAAGAUCUUCAGCAACCCUGAGGUCGCUGCUGAGGAGCCCUGGUACGGUAUUGAGCAGGAGUACACCCUCCUUCAGAAGGACACCAACUGGCCCCUUGGGUGGCCUCUUGGUGGCUUCCCUGGCCCUCAGGGUCCUUACUACUGUGGAAUCGGUGCGGACAAGUCAUUCGGGCGUGACAUAGUUGAUGCCCACUACAAGGCUUGCAUUUAUGCAGGCAUCAACAUCAGUGGCAUCAACGGAGAGGUCAUGCCAGGGCAGUGGGAAUUCCAAGUUGGACCGUCCGUCGGCAUUUCUUCAGGUGAUCAGGUCUGGGUUGCUCGCUACAUUCUUGAGAGGAUCACCGAGAUCGCCGGUGUGGUGUUGACAUUCGACCCAAAGCCCAUCCCUGGUGACUGGAACGGUGCCGGCGCACACACCAACUACAGCACCAAGUCCAUGAGGAACGAGGGCGGGUACGAGGUGAUCAAGGCCGCCAUUGAGAAGCUGAAGUUGCGGCACAAGGAGCACAUCGCGGCCUACGGCGAGGGCAACGAGCGCCGCCUCACCGGCAGGCACGAGACCGCCGACAUCAACACCUUCAGCUGGGGAGUGGCAAACCGUGGCGCGUCAGUGCGCGUGGGCCGGGAGACGGAGCAGAACGGCAAGGGCUACUUCGAGGACCGCCGGCCGGCGUCCAACAUGGACCCAUACGUGGUGACCUCCAUGAUCGCCGACACCACCAUCCUCUGGAAGCCCUGAAGCGGAAGCUUUCCUCCAUCCAGCUCGCCGUCUCGUGUCGGUUUGUUCCGCGGCAGUGUCCCGGCCGUUGCAUUGCAGGGUCCCGUCCAGCGAUUUGCGCAACAAUUGUUCCUUCCCGUUCCGUUUGCUUAUACUACUCUACUACUGCAAUUUAGCUAGAAUUUGGGUCAGGUCGUGGUGUGCCAAAACAAAACACAUAAAAACUUUGACGCUUCCCACUUCCAUUCCAUGCCGUCCGUCCGCUUGGGUGAUCUCCUCCUACCUUCUUCUUCUUCUUGUGUAAUCCUCCAAUAAUGGCCGUACCACACUUGUGGUACCUUUCAGUACUUGCUGCAUCCUCAUGCAUUGCAUUGUAUAAGUGGUCGCUUUCCUA